AUGUCUUCGACGGUGGCUCGUCUCCUCACCGGUCUUCAUUUCCACUCAUUCACUUACGAUUUUCAUCUACGAAUGUUAGCGAAUUUUUUGAGUGGACGAGAUGCGGAGUUUUUUAAAAGUGGAUAUGAUACAAAUGCUUUUCUUGCUGAUUUCCUUCAAUAUUAUGGAUGUCGACCAGCUUAUGCUCAGAAUUGUGUUUAUGAAGAGAGACUUGCUUACAAGCUUGGUUUUGGUGUUCGUGGAUUGCUCGCAUGGAACAAGUUGGUCGAUACGCAUACCAAUUAUGGAUGGAAAGCGCUGAGGUUAAAGCAAAUUAGCCACGAGAGUGUGCCACAAAGAGAUUAUGUUCUAGUCUCUUGCUCUCAAGUUCCAUCACUUUCCAAUGACAGUCUUUCAUUGAGAGCUGUUCUUUAUGAUAUGGAACAAUCAAUUAAACAAAGCGAUUAUUUGUUUGUUGUUGUCUACAUGAUACAAAUUAUUCCGCCGAAUGAACCAAUCAAACCUCCACCCGUCUUGGCCCUUCAAUCAUCAAGCCGAGUUCGACACGAAUCAGCUCCUAUGACUCCACUCUCUGCAAUGGUACCAUUCGCAAAAGUUGAUGUUGAAGCAGAACAAGUGAUCGUUGUAGCGGAUAUUGAGACGGAGAAACUUCAAAAAAUCGUCAACUCAGAAGGUGAUGAGACAACAAUUGAGGGCCGAAGACGUUUCUCGAGUGGCGGAGUUCUUUCAGCAACUCCACCCGUCGACAUUCCGUUACCAAAACAGAGCAAUGAAACCGAUUCCUUUCGGGAACCAAAAAUGCCGAUGUUCCCCGUUUCGCCUCGAUCGAUCCCAAAAGAGCCAAUCGUUAUGCCAAUCGAGUUCGCCAUCGAAGCACACAAUUUAACCGUUCAUUCCACGAGAUUCUCCCAGUUAUUGCCCGAAGACUCACAAUUACCCUUACCGAUUGCAAAUGUGAUCGAAACGAGGAGCAUUGAUGGAGUUGGAGAAAGAGGAGAAGAAGACGGAGGACACGAUGAAGCUGAUGGUUAUGAAGAUGAUGGGAGAACCGAUGCUGAGAGGGAGACUGAAAUCGAUGACAAACCCUCGAGGCGACAUCGGCAAGAGAGAGCUGGCGACAUUCCUGAGGAGAAAUUCGCCUUCUACGUCACUUUUGUAAGCGAAAAACAGAAAAUGCUGCAACAGUGGAUCGAGGAUUCGAUGCAAGCUUACAAAAAUGAUUUGAAACGAGCGGUGGAAGCGGCCGAGAGGCAAUGUCGAGUCGAGAAAAUUUGGGUCAAUAUCGUUCAACUUCCGCCUCGAACCGGCCUCCAACAGAAACAAGCCAUUCAAAAGCUUCUGAAUAUGACAAAGGAUUGGAAUAAAAAUGAUCCAUGGAAACCGAUGGAUUAUGCAUUGCACGACACUGCCGGGCCAGAAGAUUUAGAGCUAAUGUGCUCAUUGGUAACAGCUCUCAGAUUGGAUGAAAGAGAGCCACUCUUAUCUGAGAUGUUACGUGGAUGUGAUCAUGCCCGUCUUUGUCGCUUUCUUCUUUGCCGUUAUGGACCACAACAAUGCAAAUUUUUCAGCUACAAGACUUGCUACAAGAAAGCCAUUGUUAUCAUCAAUCCGAAUUACCAAAAUCAAUUGUUCCUUGUGAAAUUCAAUGAAAGAGGCCAAACACCUGUCAUUGAGGUUCUCUUCAAAGGAGUUUCCGCGAUGAACGAGACGAAUUCUCUAAAAUGCAUGUGGGUGGAUAAAGCUGUCGACGAGAUUAUCCACGUUUGUAUGACUUUUUUGUGGAGUGAAAUGAAUGUACACAAAGGA
This is a messenger RNA of Mesorhabditis belari, 1806 nucleotides long. Lineage: Eukaryota; Metazoa; Nematoda; Chromadorea; Rhabditida; Rhabditidae. The record is from the annotation of a GenBank genome assembly.